CUUCUUUCUUUCUUUCUUUCUUUCUUUCUUUCUUACUAUCCUUUCUUACCCUUUCUUUUUUCUUUCACGAUAAACAGCUAUCGCCAUACUCGUAGUAAUUCGGCUACGUCGAAGAUAUGUUCGUAGAGCUGUCACCGCGUUCGUUCGUCGUUCGACGACGACAGUACACGAUCAGACCCGAUCGGUGAAAAUCGAAGCUGGCACGCGCGUACACGCGACGUACACGCGAACGUCUUGCCCGAUGCAUCGAGAAAGCCGUUUUAUCUGUCGUUGCUACGGAGACAACGACAAUGAUGGCAGUUACGAAGGCAACAACAGCGAGACGCACCGCACUGCUUGCACACACGCAACCCUGAUGCAGUACGCACGCACGCAGCAAAUGGUCCGUCGAAGAGGGACAAACGCGAAAACAAAAUGGUCGCCGCUUCAGGCCCCGUUUAUCGACACGUACGGAACCAAUUCCAUGAGUGAAACCGGUUUGGAACUAGUUUUCUUCGGUUUUUCGGCCCUCCCCCCGCAAGAUCCUGUCGCAUACGACUCGAGCACGAGUCGCAUUCGUGUACGGAAUCUCUCUCGGACGUGUGCAAAGUUUCGCGGAGGUCACACGGUCUAACCUUAGAAAUGGCAGACGACGAGAAAGAACAGAGAGGUCCGAACGUCGAUGGAAAUCAAAUGGAAAUCAAAAUAGAACCAACAUUGCAAUGUUACGUCGAGGAGGAACAUGAAAAUAGUUUCUCAAGUUUCGAAGGUAACGGCGCGAUACCCUCUACCGCGGACGUUGGUGCUUUGAAUCUAUGGACUAGCAAGGCUACCACCUGUCUCAUCAGUCAAUAUAAAAAAUAUCGGUCGAUGGUAGGACAAUCGACGCAGAUCAGAAGUUUACGGGAAAUGUUUGAGAUGAUAUCUCUCGAGAUGCAAAAUUACGGCUUUUAUUUUAGCCCUCAAAAGUGUGAGAACAAGUGGCGUGUCUUAGAACGUAAGUACAAAAAUUUGGUCUUUCGGGAACGAUUGAAAAAACCUGGAAGGAUGAGACACUAUGGUCAUUGGGAACAUAAGAGAGCCCUCGAUGAAAUAUUCAAUGAGAAAGAGAGGCAUGUGUAUUUCGAAGAAAACGAUUUUCCACCGCCGACAGGAUCAGUUAAAUAUUCGAUGAUUGUACCAAAAACAACUACGGAACAAGCCACGAGCUCCUCCAAUUCUAAUAACAAUCAAAAUAAUGAUCCAUUGGCUACGUUAAUCUCGAACGCAAUACCGGAAAAACAAAGGGAAGAAUCAGACUACAAGAUUACUUUGACGACACUAUUUGAAAGGUUUUUGGACGAAAUGGGAAAGAACUUUGCACUGGCUGAACGAAACAAGGAGAAACGGCAUAAGGAGGAAAUGGCAAUGCGCCAGAACGAGUUGGAAGUAAAAAGAAGAUUGUUGAAAUUGAAAGAACAAAAGAUAGAAUUACAAAAGUGUCAAAUGAUCGCUGCUGCUCAACAUUUUCAUUUUAACAAGCAGUAAUCUUGUAUAUUGAAUUUUUUGUUCCAUUGUCGUUUUCUUUGUUAAUUUUUUUAAAGAAUUGCCUCGAAAGUCAUUUUUUAUAUUUUUCAUAAAAAGAUCGGAUACAGACUUUGAUAUUUGGUUAUUACAAAUGUUAAUAGAAUGAAGUGAUCGAAGAGAGCGAGCAAAAGAUCUUAAUAUAUGGCGAUUAUAUUUAUGAUAAAAUGAAUACAUAAUAAAAUAUUUGUUACUACGAAGACAAUCGGUCCAAUUCCUACGAGGAAGUUAAUAAGACACAAAUACAGAUGCAUUAUUAAAAUUAUAAGCGUGUGGAAAGAGAUAACGUAAAGUCGUCAAGGUAACAUUGAAAAACAACUGAUAAAAAGAUGAGGUAAAACGAUUGAAUUUCAGUAUAGAUAAGGUCAAAAGAGUAAUGUAAAUUGUAGAAUUCAUAAAUUUCAAUAUUGCAUUCU
Molecule: messenger RNA, 1958 nt
Organism: Vespula pensylvanica (western yellowjacket)
Lineage: Eukaryota; Metazoa; Arthropoda; Insecta; Hymenoptera; Vespidae
Exons: 3
Coding region: 622-1506 (294 amino acids)
Source: RefSeq, a predicted model, not a curated record